CAUCCAAGAGCAGACACUUUCCGCGAGCCCAAGACAACGACUCCGCUUCCUUUCUUCCUCCUCACUCUCAGUUCACUCCUUCUUGUCUCAGAUUCCGAGUGCGCCUCAAGAUAUCUUGCGACGGGUUUAGCGCAGCGCAAUUUAUCUUGGGGCCGCAGGACAGCUAAAAACUAGGCUUUUCUUCUAUUACUCAUACAUUUACCAUGGCUCCUCUAAAUGGCACCACACUGGCUGAUUUACAGCGACGCCCGGUUGUGGCGAUACCACUGCAGUUUCCGAGGGCUCAGCGGAAGAGUCGUCCGGAGAAUCAGCCGAUUAGACAUGAGAAUCCCAUGCCUCCGAAGAUUGAAAAGUCAGAAACUGCAAGUGAAGAUGGGACGAACACGAGCAAAGCCAAUUUCGAACGGUCAAUGACCCCUGAGUCGCUCCCUUCAUCAGGUCACAAGGCAAAUGGAAGCGCGGCCACGGCACAGGAGGAGGGAAUGGUGCUGCGUGAGAAGACAAAUCUGCUAAUCGAGCAACCAAGUGGCAAAAAUGGCCAUCCUGUAUCGAUGCCGCCUUUGAACUCGUACAUUACUUCGCAGACCAACGUCCCAGUGGAGAGUGAGAACACAAACGGUGCAGCUGCUUCGAACGUAAAAGAUCGUGAAUGGGCGCAUAACGACAAGGAGACAAUGGCAUCAAAGCCGCACACUAGGUCCCUACGAAUUCUCCACGAACUGCCGCCAGAAUUUCACCCUUCAUCUGAGCCCUCGUCAACGCCUAUUUCUGGCGAUCUGUCUACAAUUCGACUACCGUUCUUUCAGCCACACACACAAGCCAACGGUUUUCACGGGCCUCUGUAUCCUCCCCCAAUGGCUGCGCGACCGACGUCUUUAAACCCAGAAGCCAACUUUCAGCCGAUCGACAGAAACAUUGACGUGUCACGAACACCGUCUCGCAAUUCAUCAGUGGAACGGACAAUGAACGGCGACAUUCAGUCAUCCAUGAUGCCACAGACUCCAGCGACAUUCCAUGAUCAGAAAGUUCCUUCAGCUCUUGCCCUGCAAGACCAUCUACUCUCUCACUUCGACAAGCCUGCGCUUUCCGACGUGAGGCUUGAUAUUUCGAGAUUUUCGGCUGGUACUCGGCACAUAUCCGCACAUACGCUCAUCUUGUGUAGGUCUUCAACUUUGCGGCAGUACAUCGAUAAACUUGUGGAACCAGAUCGUACCAUACGCAUUGAACCCCCCAAUAGGUUCUUGACAGAAUUUGGUUUUGUACAGGCGCUUAAAUACCUUUACGGUGCCCCCGUGCUUACCCCAGAUGAAUUCAUCCAUGAGAUGAAUCAGGCACCAAUGGACAUUGACCCGAAUUCACCAGCUGCCCGUACAAUGUCGCGCAUUCUCGAUUACGUCGCCGGUGGGUAUUUUCUAGAUAUACCUGAGGUUGUUGGUGCUGGUCUUGGUUGUGCUAGGCUGCUUCAACGGUGGGAUACCGUUCCCACCUGUCUAUCCUUCGCGCUUGAUGGUGGUCUAAAUCACUGGUGGCGCGCCUUUGCUGAGCAUGUGGAGACUGUAGAUGGUCCGACCAUCUCUCAGCAAGAACCCACGCUCGGAGAUGCGGCCGGACAAUUGCUCGACAGCUCUCUGCAGUGGGUUGUGAUGGCUCUUCCAAUUAACUUCCACUUUGACCCCGCAGCGGCGCAGUUACGUGAACUCCCGAGACUACCUGCGGUCGUUGAAACCCGUCCAUCGCAGGCCGAUCCUCGUCUCAGCUUAAUACAAUUCGGACAAAUGUCGGUGACAGACACAGGCCGGCCUGACUUUCUCACAUCUUUCAUCUCCAGUAUCUUGCUGUCCCUGCCAUAUGCUGCUCUCAAAUUUGUGCUGGAGCACCCAAUCUUUUAUCAACGAUUUGGUAAUCAGAGUGUCCACAUUGCUGAAGCUAUCGUUGAAGAGCGUGAGAAUCGCCGCAAGAAGGUUCUCCACGCGAAACGAAUCAAAGAUGGGAAGAAACAGUGGGAUGCUACCAAGUGGCAGGAACAAGUAAGAAGGGUUCAAAUAUUCCCAGGCUAUCAGCUAGCCCGCGCACGAGUCGUCAACCCCAAAACCACUUCGACGGAAUGAAUAUCUUUCCUUUUAUGCCGGAAUAGCAUUAUGUUCAUGACGAUAUUCAUAGCGCAGGCGAUGCCGCUCUGUGCUGUAAAAUAUAGUGCAAUCAGGCCAUGACUAAAGUACAGGUAGUCCGGUGUGCCUGUACGCCAUUCGCGCGGAUGUGGAACGGUUGUUCUGAUACUCGGCCGCGAUUCCCCGGCUUCAGAUGAGGGGUAGUAAGAUCGGGCAACUUCGGCUAAGAAGUUGGGUAACACCACAAAAGCAAAUCAAGAGCCCUACUAAUGUAGCAAUUUUGCAUACGGUACGAUCGGAGGCAUGUAUGGAGUUAUUGCGUAGGCGAUUCUACGACUAAGUUAGCAUUUGUGGUUCGCAAGCAUACCAGUCCUUACUUCGGACGACGGUUUCUCGGGCACACCAAAAAGGGAUAUGGGACUGGCGAAAUGAACAGGAAUAUGCAUGAGUGAUGGGUAGAGUUGAACAAAAAUAACGAUUUCAUUCACCAUACUCAACAUGAACGCAGU
Verruconis gallopava is the source of this 2617-nucleotide messenger RNA. RefSeq lists its product as uncharacterized. Bases 204 to 2108 code for a protein of 634 amino acids. The record is from RefSeq and is a predicted model, not a curated record. Lineage: Eukaryota; Fungi; Ascomycota; Dothideomycetes; Venturiales; Sympoventuriaceae. The transcript has 3 exons.